This is a messenger RNA of Penicillium maclennaniae, 2076 nucleotides long. RefSeq lists its product as uncharacterized. The record is from RefSeq and is a predicted model, not a curated record. The transcript has a single exon. Bases 1 to 2076 code for a protein of 691 amino acids. Lineage: Eukaryota; Fungi; Ascomycota; Eurotiomycetes; Eurotiales; Aspergillaceae.
AUGACUCCAUCGCGCUCCGGUCCGCGCGCCCGGCCCCAUCGCCCCAUUCGUCAAAACCGCACGCGAGUUCAAACCUAUCAUGAGAGCACAUCAGAAGACGAGGCCACUGCGGGUCUGGAUUCCGAGUCUGGCAGGUCUCGCCGUUCGUCGCUCACUUUACGACCUCGUGAUAUACACCCAUCUUAUCGCGAAGAGUCGACCGAUGCAGACUGGGGUGAUAUUCCCGAGGAGAGCGAUGCUGAAUCAUACGAUAUGGCUCCUGUCAACCCUCCAGAUCCAUCAGUUGUUGCAUCUCAAACAGCUGCCGAGCCCUCCCCUCGACUUACGAGCGCUCCGAGGCGCCAGUCUUCCCGGCGCACGGCUUCGAAGUCAUCAAAGCCCAAACGACGCCGGACAAUAAAGAACGAACUAGGAAAGCCUUUGAGAAAGCGACAGAAGGUGGAAACAAGCGACGAUAUCCUUGUGGGAUCUGGGGUUAUCCCUCCAUGGCAGACGCUGCCAUACCAAGUCUUGCUUGACAUAUUUCUUCGUGCAUCCUACCCGCUGCUCAAUGAACAGCAGUUAGUCCGAACAGACUCUGUCAAAUGGCUUGUGAAUGUGGCACUGUUAUGCCGAGCCUUCCAUGAACCCGCUCUCGCAGCUCUCUACCACACUCCCCCUCUGCUUCCUACUUUCAAGAGCCAUGGCUUGUUGAAACUUCUCUCCAUGCCGCCAGGUUCAUGUACUUUGAACUACGCCGCAAAAGUUAAGGAGCUUCAUGUCGACGUAGAACAUGUUCUUCUCUACAAGAGUGGACCCACGUUGGGCUACUUUGAUCUUGCACGGUUGGUUGAGAAAACACCCCAGGUCCAGACCUUGCGACUAUACCACAAAGAUGAUGACACUGUCGGGAUUCCCCCUUGGAAUAUCACACCGUCAAAGUGGCUUUAUUCAGAUCAUUUGUUCGCAGCAAUUGACCGCGCUGGGCUGGUUCUUCGCAGUUGGGACUGGAACGCUCGUUUCCUUCCAACUUCCGAACUACUGCCCUUCAUGUUGGAGAAGCAUCUGCGACCUGCCUUUCGGGGUUUGAAGAACAUCCGACUACUUCAUCUUGGUGAUGGUGAACCCGAAGACCUGACCAUCCAAGAAGCUGCACUUGCUACAUCUCUCCAGGCACUUCCUGAGAUUGAACGCGUGGAGCUCAUUGAAUGCACUGUGGUCAAAGACAGUUUCCUACCUCGACUUCCUACGACCAUCCGCUCUCUUACUCUGUCCAACUGUGACCGUAUCUACUCCAAAUCAUUUCUUGAGUUCAUGCAAUCUCACGGCCAACAUCUGCGAGAACUGUCCUUGAGUCAUAAUCGUCAUCUGAACAUGGCGUUUAGUACCGAGCUCGCUCACUAUUGCCCCAAUCUGAGAAAAUUCAAAAUGGACAUCUCCAUCCACGAUGCGUCUACCUACCAUGACACUGAGCCUCACUUCGCUGAGCUCAUCAAGGAAUCCGAGAUACCGACCUGGCCAGAAAGUCUGCAGGAAAUCGAAUUAAUUCAACUUCGACGAUUGGAUCAUAGCACAGCGGAAUCAUUCUUCAUGUCAUUGAUCGAUUCUGCCCCAAAACUGCCAGACCUUCGGAAACUAGUCAUUAGCGCGAUCCUUAAAAUACCUUGGCGUGAUCGUGCGCACUUUCGAGAGCGAUGGAUCAGCCGACUGGAGAAAACCUUUCUACGACGCAGUCGGCCCCCAAACCCCAAUUUACGCUCUCUCAGUAAGCGAAAGCUGCACAACAUCCCGCCUACCUUGGAUUUAAAUGAGAUCACUUCACGUCCGGGGAUUGCUGGCAGUGAGCUGUCGGCCCCUUCCAUCCGACACAGUUCGCGGCUAGCGGAGAGCAAGGCUUCAGAGGCUCAAGAAAAUUGCAAAGUGACUCCGUUUGCUUUUGGUCAGUUUGAAGAAGACGAUGUGCAAGGAAUGUGCGACGUGGUAUCGAUUCGAAUCGACAACCAACGACCCAGCGAUAUGCAAUUCAACGAAAAUGACUUCCUUGACGAUGAACCGAGUGACGACUCGGACUGGAAUGGUGACCCUUAUGAAGACUGA